This is a messenger RNA of Rhincodon typus (whale shark), 2221 nucleotides long. RefSeq names its product Krueppel-like factor 3. Gene Ontology annotation, molecular function: RNA polymerase II cis-regulatory region sequence-specific DNA binding; DNA-binding transcription factor activity, RNA polymerase II-specific. The record is from RefSeq and is a predicted model, not a curated record. Gene Ontology annotation, biological process: regulation of transcription by RNA polymerase II. Lineage: Eukaryota; Metazoa; Chordata; Chondrichthyes; Orectolobiformes; Rhincodontidae. The coding region runs from base 467 to 1558 and encodes 363 amino acids. The transcript is spliced from 10 exons.
UGUAGGAUUCACAUUACAUUCUCAAAGAGAGAGAGAAAGAGUGUGUGAAUUUAAAAUCAAGGACUACAGUGGGGAAUUUACUAAGUUGAGACAAAAUACUUGUGCCAAAUAUUUUACUUACUGGUGUUAACAGCCGUAAGGGCGUGACCAGGCUGCCUGGCAGCAGGCUGAGGGAAGCGGCUAGACGCUCAUAUAUACUGUAGUUGUUUCUGGUGGGGGAAGUGCCUAUAAUUCCCUGGCAGUCUAGGAAGGAACCGUUGCCUGUGAAAGGGACAAUAUUAUUUAAGAGACGAGAGGCUCGCCUGAAACAAAAUCAGCCCAACAUCAGUUCGUUCCUUUGAGUUUUAAAAUACAUUUGUGGCAGCUUCAAUAACCGUUCAUUGGAAGACCUGGACGCAUUUCUUGUACUCGUCCUUUUUGUAAAAGGCAGAAAACCUAACUCUUCUGGGGUUGCAACUCACUCAAAAUGCUUAUGUUUGACCGUUUGCCUGGCAAACAAGACCCAAUGGAACCAGUUUCAAUGCCAUUCCAGCAGGGGUACAGGGUCCGAAUAAAGAACGAUAUUAAACCUGAAAAUAAACACAGUGUUAUUUACUCACCGCUCCAUGGCUGCCACAGUGGACUCUUCCAAUCACUUGAGGCUAAUGGCAGCCAAACUGAACCAGUCGAUCUAUCGCUGAACAAAAGACACUCUCCACAUAUGUCGAGCUCCCCUUCCUCCCCCUAUUCAAUGACUAUGCUAACUUCUUCAUCUCCUACGAUGAGCAUAUCACGUUGCAGUUCGCCCAAUAAGAGAUCACCUCAGCCUCCUAUCAGCAUGCCAUUAACCAUCCCUACAGUUCUGACUGCUCCGUUGUUAUCCCGCUCGGGGAUCCCAGGCUCGGGCUUGUACUCGGUUAUUCACCCAGUGGUCGUACAACCUGUUGUGUACACGCAACCCAUAAUGGUGCCCACUAUGAUAAAGGAUGAGAUGAGAAAUAAUCAACAUGAUCCUCUCAUACAAUGUGCGAUUUCUGGUGCUCGACAUAUUUCCAGGCAACAGCACAUGCAACUUUGUACCCAUCCACGUGGAGGUCAGCUGCUUAAUUCUGGUGAACAAGAUCCCAUGAUGAUGAAAGCGAUAAAAUGUGAGCAAGAGUUUGAAUUAGAUGGCUGCAUCAAUGAGGUAUCUUCUUCAGCCCUCAGUCCUAUGCAGUCAAUUAGAUCACAUGAGAGCCAUAAACCUUCAGUAAUCAUGCACGCUGUAUCAAGACCGCACCCAGUUGAAUCUCCAGACACACAGAAGAAGCGUCGCAUACACAAGUGUGACUUUGAUGGAUGCAACAAAGUUUACACAAAGAGCUCACACCUCAAGGCACACAGGCGGACGCACACAGGUGAGAAGCCCUACAAAUGCACUUGGGAUGGUUGCACGUGGAAAUUUGCCCGCUCAGAUGAGUUAACUCGACACUAUCGCAAGCACACCGGCAUCAAGCCCUUCCAGUGUCCUGACUGUGAUCGCAGCUUUUCCCGUUCAGACCACCUCGCCCUGCACAGAAAGCGACACAUGCUGGUCUGAGUCUGUCAUCUUUCACUGUGUAAGCCAGACAGGAUGCAACUAAACUCAUCCCUUUACUUAACUAAGAUUCAGCUGGGCUGAAUCCUUCAACAAAUGAACUCUCUCAUGUAGUCAGUAUCUGAUGUACAAACAAUGCUCAUUUUUUCUUGUUGUAUGCAGGACUUAUGUUUUAACAAUAUGAAUGUCUUUAUGGUGAUGCAUAGCAUUCUCCACUGUGUGUAUGGACUGAGUAAUUUUUUUUUAAGUAUAAAAUUACAUACUUCUGCCAUCCGAUUUGUUUGUUAAAAUUGUCGGCAUUUCACUUGAUUAAAAAGCCUUUAUAGUCUUGCCAGUGUAGAAUGCUGCUGUAUGCCAUUUCCUUCAUCAAAACCACACCUCAUUCAAAAUGUGUACUUUUUUGCAAAUAGCUGAUUGAUGUUUUGUCAUUAUUCAGAGACAAAUUUGGAAAGCAAAUUACAUUUUUGGUGUGAGGUUGGAGGACUCCAGGAAAUUCCUGCGCAAACAACUGUGAAAGAAGGAAAGGCAUUAAUCUGGGUUUGGAGGAAUUUGCCAAUUUUGACCGACCUUUUUGACACAUUUCGGCAUUGCACUCACAUCCUUUUCCUCAAAUGCCAUUUGUCUAUUCUUUAGUGUUGGUAUUCUAUAGGUCCAUCUCUUCUGCAG